Messenger RNA from Coturnix japonica (Japanese quail), 3421 nucleotides. RefSeq names its product methenyltetrahydrofolate synthetase domain containing (gene MTHFSD). The record is from RefSeq and is a predicted model, not a curated record. Gene Ontology annotation, cellular component: cytoplasm. Lineage: Eukaryota; Metazoa; Chordata; Aves; Galliformes; Phasianidae. Gene Ontology annotation, molecular function: RNA binding.
AGUGGGAUGGGGGGGAAGAGAGCCGCCAUGUUGGAAGAUGCGGGUGCCUCCAAAGGGGACAUACGGCAGAAGGUGUGGGAUUACUUGGAGACCAGCGGCCUGGCUGAGUUCCCCCGGCCUGUGCAUCACCGCAUCCCUAAUUUCAAGGGUGCCCCUCAUGCUGCGACGAGGCUUCUGGGUUUAGAGGAGUUCAAAGCUGCCAAUACUGUAAAAAUAAAUCCUGAUGCUCCCCAGAAGAACGCUCGCUUUCUAACCCUGGAAGCAAGGAAGACUUUAUUGGUUCCGACACCACGUCUGAGGAGUGGGCUGUUCAAUAAGAUUGUUCCACCUCCAGGUGCAACUAAGGAGGUGCUGCGGAUAUGUGCUACAUCUCAGGGCAUAAAAGAGUACAGUGUGCCUGUAGGUCUUGAUGGGAAAGCACGAGUGGACUUGGUUGUUGUAGGAUCAGUGGCUGUGUCUGAAAAAGGCUGGAGAAUUGGAAAAGGAGAAGGUUAUGCAGACAUGGAAUACGCAAUGAUGGUGUCGAUGGGAGCAGUGAUGGAGGACACACCUGUGAUUACUAUCGUGCACGACUGCCAAGUAGUUGACAUAGCAGAAGAGCUCCUUGGUGAUCACGAUUUAACCGUUGAUUAUAUACUCACACCCACGAGAACUAUCAAGACUAACUGCAAACGACCAAAGCCAUGUGGAAUACUAUGGCAUAAGGUCAGCUAUGAGAUGCUGGGAAAAAUCCCCAUCCUUAAGAGUCUUCGGUACAAAGAGAAGCAGGCGGGCAAGGAUGUUACCCUCCAAGAUGAACAACCAGACUUGGCAGAUGCCAGCAAGUCAGCGGCGUUAAAUGAGAAGGCAGUGGCUGGAAAUACAAGACCGCAGGUUUCAAUGGGCUCAGCUCAAACAGGACAACAGUAUGUUGAAAGUGAUUCUUUAAGUCCCAGAUUAGAGGGAUCUGGCGUGAUUACUACUGUGUAUGUGGGGAACAUACCUCCCAACCUAAGAGUGAGCGAGCUGAAAUGUGCUUUAAGGGAAUUCCAUGCAGCUCCUUUACGAGUGAAUUGGCAGGGAGCACAGCACAGGGCUUUUCUCGAUUACAAGGAUAAAGCAGCCGCAGAGAGUGCUGUAUCCUCUUUGAAAGGCUUGAGCCUCGGGGGUAAUACUUUGCGAGUUGAGCUGGCUAAGAAUCAGAGAAACAAAGAGCAAGUAGAAAUCAAUAGGCAGAAAUGAAUAUGAAUAGGGGAAAGAGGAAGAAAAAACCAAACAGGCGUGUUUGUAUUGUUUUGCAAGAGGCAGACCUAAGUUUUCAAGGUUAUUAGUAUAUGCUGUGAUCUCCACAGGCUAAACAACUGAAGGCAAAGCCAUAUAUUCAAAUGAAUGAGGCGUACAUCUCAUAGAUGACUUGCCUGCCUCAUUCUUGCAGUGGUGUGUGUGCAAAGUGUAUCUGUCGAGAUAGAUGACAGAGGAACCAUUUCUCUAAAUGGUUAUCCACAAAGUAACCACACUCUGUGUAUUUGUUUUUCGUUGGCCUCGGGGUGAUUUUGCUUUUCAUUGUACAUCUGUUAGGCCUGGAUCAAAAAACUUACCCUUUGGUAGCUGCGUGCAGCCCCACAUGGAGGGAGGUGGUUGUAUUCUGUCAUCUGCAGAUUGUACCUGCAGAUUUGUACUUGUGAGAUCUAAAGCCAGCUGCAAAAAAUCUGUCUUAGGGUUUGCACUUAUGUUUACUAAGAAAGAGGGUUUUCCUCUUGGGAAUUUUCAGUAUAUUUUUCAUUAAAACGGAGGAGGAGGGCUUGACAAUUCUUGUGCUCUUAAAGACCUGCUGUAAAAACACUGUCUCGGCCAUUGAGUUCAUCGUAGCUAUUAGGAUCAGGUGGACAGGCAGGUAGCUUCCAUCUCAGGUUUGAUUUCUUGAUUCAGCCCUGUGUAUAAACAUCAGUCUGGGAGAGGAAAGUAGAUAUAAGCUUUCUCCCUACACCCUUCAGAUGCCUUUUUCAUGGAUGUAGAUGGUUAUAAAACAUGCUUUUCUUGAUUGUCUUGUUUCUUAUAACGUGGUGUAAUUCCAUUACCUCUGUGAAAUUACAUUAAUAGCUAAUCAUUUUAGUGGAAAUAAAAAGCAGCCCAAACUAUGGUCAAAACCUGUUGGCUUUUAUUAUAUAUAUGCGUAUUUUUUUCUUCGGUUCCCUAUUCCUGAAAAACAAGUUAAAUUUUGGCUGAACCAUCCUUUCUAAACAGGAGCACUUUUGCCAUUGAUGCUGGGCACGUAGUCAAAGUAAGCAUCCAAAUUGAUAUUUCUUAAACUUGGAAACUUUUUUUCUUAGCCAGAGGGUACCGUUAUGUGUAUUUUAAGCAUGUUAUUAUGCCUCAGGGGUCAGACAUUUUGUACAGCAUUCAACAAAAUCUCAGUGUUAUCAUGUGCUCUGUGCAGAUGGUCUCAAGGAAAGCAUUGCUCCAACUUCUUGUAAGGUCAGCAGAGGAGAAGUUUGUGAAGGAAUAGCGCUGUGCUCUUAAAUGCUCUCUUUUCCUCCAGCUCAAGAUUAUUUUUGGUAUCACUUAGUCUGAAAUCAAAUGUAAUCACUACAGAGGCCCCUGCAUCUUGUUUCAGUAUUUGUGUGCUUCAUGGAUAAGAGUCAGGAGUUGUGCUACUACUUAAAGACACUCGUUACAUCACUGGCUUAGAAAGCAGAGGAAAGAGAAGCAGUAAAUAAUCAUACAUCGCUGCCAACUUCAGUCAUCUCAAAAGUCUUUGUGUGUAUCACAGAUUGAAGUAGUUUUCCCUGGUCACACGUAUGGGAAAUUCAUCUCCUGCCUUAUUUCCUCUUAUUAACAACCAAAGUUUUGACGCAGAUGAGAAUAAGCACUGUUCACCACUUAGGGUUUUAUUAGGGAAAAAUAAUAUUGUUGUGUUUAUUUGCUUUCAAAUAAGGCAAGCAAGUCAAAUGAAAUGUAUAAGUGACAAGUGCUUUGUAUUCAUACCUGAAGGCACUCCUAACAGUUCUUUUAUGCUAACCUUGGUCAUCAGUUUUUUGUUUGCUGGGAUCCACACCACACAGCUCAGUGUCAGUACUUCCAAAAGUAAUGAAACAGAAGAAAUCAUAAUGGUUUUCUCCGUAUUUUAAUAGCAAAAGCUCAUAUGUUGGGGGUGUUAGAUGUCUUUGCUUUCCUCUUCACACUGUGUGCACUCUGUAGUUGUUUUCUGGCCUCUCACUUUUUUGAAUGCAGUUCCAAACCACACUACUGGAAAGGUGUUAACUAGGCAUGUAAUUGUAGAUAGGCUCUGAGAAGAAAAGUAAUUACUAUAAGCUUAAGCUAAUGGACUGUUAGAAUUUUGAAUGGGCUGGAAUAAUGUUAAUGCAAUGAUAAUUUCCAAGUCAAGCAGUCAUUUUUGGUCCAGGUUGUUAAUAAAUUGCAAGAUCAUUCAGGCAUCAGCAAA